CUUUUUCCUCCCGGGUCGAUUUCUGAUUGUCCGUGGGCCUGAAAACGGACCUCCGAGGCCGACACCGUGGAAGAGCCACGGGCGGACAAGAUCUGCUCGUCGCAGAAGCGGCCCGUGCCCGGGCUGAUGAAUUCACACCGUCGGAGGAGGGAGGCAUGCAGAGAUAGCGAGCAGGCCGCCCGCCCUCGCUCGGAGGCGCACCGCCGCGCGCGGCGGCGAACGAGGCGCCUGGCCAUCCGCACAGGCUCGCCCUACGCGGCCGAGGCAUUGCGCGAGGCCGCUGCCGCAGUGGGGCUCGAGGUGCACGCCUCGGCGCCGUGCGUAUGGGGCGACUUCUCCCUGCUCGACUGGGACGGGCUGCUGCAGGAUACCGGCGACGUUCCGAGCGGCUGUCGCUUCUCGUGUCUAUACUUGCGCGCAAGCCUGGUGCGGAAGGCGAUGCUGGCGCACUACCUGUCGAAGCGUGGUGCCGACGCGUCGUCGGUGUUGCCCGAGGGCUUUGUGGUGGACCUGGAGGACGAGAGCGACGUCGAGGACCUGCGGCGGAAGCUGGAGCGGUGGCCCCUGCCUCCAGCGGCGCCGGGGGCCGCCGGCCACCCGCUCUGGGUGGCGAAGGCGAGCACCGCCAACCGAGGCGGCUCGC
Molecule: messenger RNA, 643 nt
Organism: Prorocentrum cordatum
Lineage: Eukaryota; Dinophyceae; Prorocentrales; Prorocentraceae
Source: the annotation of a GenBank genome assembly